AUGAACGUUUACCCGCAUUUCCCGCGGGGAGGAAGCCUCCUCCUCCUCUCGCUACUCUCCGCCCUUCUGCUCCCCGCCCUCAUCCCUGCGGCGCACGCGUCGCUCCGCUCGCAGGGCCUUCUCCCCGGCCCCUCCGCACUUCACGCCGGCACUACCGCCACUGCCACCGCCGCAGUCGGCAGCGCUGGAACCAGCGCCGGAGGCGGAAGCGCGGCCCAGUCACGCGCGGUGGCGCAGCCGAUGGGGCUCAUCGGCCGGUUGCGCAAGUGGUGGAAGAAAAUCCGCGGAAAGAAGCCGCCGAGCAGCGCGCCCACCGGCGCGUGUCAGAAGUCUUCGCUGAGCGGAUUCACGUCGUCUGUGGACCUCUCGGGCACAGGACUCGUUCUCCACUGGAACGUGGUGGCGGCGGGCGGCACGCAGCUGGACAUGGCGCUAGAAGCCAAGGGCGCGACGCUGGCCGGCGGGUGGUUCUCCGUGGGGUGGUCGCCGGACGGCAGCAUGGUGGGCAGCGACGCGGUGAUCGCGAUUCCGGGCGGCACGCCGGAGUACGAUGCGUAUGUGAUGACGGGGCAGACCACGGCGGGCGUCGCGACCACGACAACGUUCACGCUCGGCAGCGCGCCGAGCUUCACGGCGACUCCUGGGACUAACGCCGUGCUCACUUUUUCGCGGUCAACGGGUGACGGGGGGGCAGUGCCAGUGAACGUGGCGGGGAGCAACUACAUGGUGUGGGCCUACUCUGCUGACGGCACUGCCACGCUCGACAACCACGGUGGCGACAACCGCGGCAGUCGCAGCAUCGACUUCACAUGUGAUGGCACCAAGGUGGCGUCCAUGUGCCCUGCCUCCACGGUCACAGGCUUCGACUACCAGACCAACCUCGGGGGCAACAACCUCAUCAUGCACUGGAAGGCAGCAGCAGCAUCCGCCAUAGAUUUCGCCCUGGAGGCCAAAGGCACGGUGGCCAACGGAUGGGUGUCCAUGGCAGUGGGGGCGAGCUCGCGCAUGGCGCCCUCCGAUGCCGUCAUUGGCAACCUGGCGGGCGGGGCCGUGGGCGCGUAUGCCAUCACCUCGACCAGCGCGUCAGGGGUCAACCCGGGGAGUUUCUCCAUUGGUACUGCAGCCACCACCACCUCUCCGUCCGGGUCCACACUUGUCACCUUCACGCGCACGCAGGGAUCGGGGCGCAUCAACGUGAACGGCGUGAGCAACAUCCUGUGGGCCUACUCCGGCUCGCAGUCCCAAGCCCUCACCACCCACGGCGGCAACAAGGGGUCGCUGCUGGUGGACCUGUCGUGUCGCACCAAGCCCAAGUGCGUGAAGCGCAAGAUCCUCUGGUGGAAGUGCAAGCGCAACGGGGGGGGUGAUGAUGAUGACGAUGAUGAUGAUGACGACAAUGAUGAUCACCACGACAGGCGCCAUUGA
Messenger RNA from Closterium sp. Naga37s-1, 1425 nucleotides. NCBI's taxonomy places the organism in Eukaryota, Viridiplantae, Streptophyta, Zygnematophyceae, Desmidiales, Closteriaceae. The record is from the annotation of a GenBank genome assembly.